CCAGACAGUGUUACUGAACAGUCGCUGAAUUCCGAGCAGCCAUUGGAUAUCGGCUCUGAUCAAGUCCUUAUGGGCAGCAGUAUCAGUGGCUUGGUAUCGGGCAACAGCGCACAAGAGGCAAGCCACAAUGUCGUGGGAGAGAAAGGUGCGUUAGGACAAGAUAAGACAAUUCCAGCUGUGGAAUCUUCACGGCAGAUUACAUCAGAAGCAUCCGAGACGAAAGAUGCGGAAUUAAGUGCUGCCUUCCUGAUGAAUAAAAUUUCUCGUUUUAUUUUUUCAAAUGAAAUCGUCUUUACAUGGCUAUCGGUGAAAAUGCGCAGCGAGCAAUCAAGAGCAACCGUGCUGUAUACGGACGAGACAGGGUUAUCUCCACCAAAAUAUUCACUCAACAGUUCUAAAAGUUUGAAGUCGGCAGAACGACCCGCAAGUGCCUGUGUUAACUGGGACGAAAUUGAUUGGGAGUCGCUCGGUGCAGACUCCGAUCCGCUGAACAUCAGCCCCGAUUCCCUCAUGAACAAAAAGAAACAGAGACCAAACAAGCCUCUGGCCGAUCCAAGUGGGACCACAGAAAUUUCUAACGAGCAGAACAAGACGGCACCGAUGGGUACUCAGCAGAACAGUGGCAAAGAUGACAAGGGCGAAACGACUUCUUCAGAAAGUGCCUCAAAUAUCCUUGAAAACUCAGGGACUUUAGAAGCGGCGAUGAAAUCUGUCGGACUCGAUGAAAACGCGCAGCAGCAAGCUCGUCGAACUGUCGUUCCAGCCAUCACACGCAACAAACUACUCAACGUGUUUUACGGCAAAGACAAGGAAGCAACGAACAAGUUGAAGAAGGAUGAAAACAUCGUGAAUCUACGGGCAGACAAGGGACGCCUAAUGAUGAUCAUGGACAAACCGGACUUCAUCUGUAAAGCAAAGGCGCUACCUAACGAUGCAACCAUGUAUUGCCGCUUAGAACACGGCCAAAGCAAGCAACCAGCAAACAAAAUCAAUAAAAACAUAUGCCAACUCCAAGAUCUCCACAAGAAUACAGAAGAGGAAUAUUGGAGGAUGAGAGCUUGUGAUUCGGCCACGCAAUGCUCCCACGGACUCCCGAAGCACCUCCUGGAACAGCGACCUACAGCGAAAGAACUACGAAAAAGGUUGAAUCAUCUCAUACGACAAAGUGUCUCCAAUCUCCUCGAAGAGAAUGCAACCUUGGGAGAUAAAGAGUUGGAUACACCAGGAGCCGCGACAAACACAGACAAAGGAGAUAAAGGGGAUCCAACUAAUAGGGAGAAUAUGCCAAUCGGUUCAAGUCAAGAUAUUGAGACCAAAUCGCGAGCGAAGCCUGCAACAUGUGCGGAGCCAAAUCAGAGCAACAACGAAGAUAUGUCUCAUUGUGAGUCGCCUCUUUACCGUUCUCAUCAGUAUUUCGCAGACAGGCCAGCUAGUGCACGCAUUGACUGGGAUCGAAUUGACUGGCAAGCUCUGGAUGCAUCAUCAAACCCAUUUAGUUUGAGUAAUAAUGUCGAGAAAACUAAACCCGCGGAACAACUGGAACAAAUUUUGACUGGACAUGCGGAAUUGGUCACGGAACCCGUGGAAAACAGUGCCACAAAAGAGGCAGAAUCUAUCCUAGCCAAAACGGAAAGCAAAGUAAAGGCAACAGAUGGCACGUUGACGGAAAUAUCAGGAACUACAGAGCAUGCGAGGAGCGAAAAACAUUGUGACAUCCGGAACGUCAGCUCGGCGGAAAAUGUUGAACAAAGUUUAGCUGAAAAAGACGGAGUCAAAAUCGAUUCAGAACUAGCUUUAGAAAGUGCUCCGGAGGUGGAUACAAGUAGACCUGAGCGAGAAACCGACCAAUGGUCACAACCUUCCCGAGAUGAGCAUAAGAUCGACUUGAAAAAUGUUGGUGAAUUGUCGGAUCCGAUCGGAAGCAAGAUUGUUAGCGCUGAACCAAAGACUUUAAAACAUGAAGCCAACACUCUUGAAAGUGAAAAGACAAGUGACCUUGAAAAUACGGUUACCACAGAAUCUAACGUCCAGCGAACGGACACACAAACCGUUCCUGUUGAGGAUCAAGAACACAAAAAUGAGGACCAUCCUGGCGAAAAUCUUGCUUGCGGGGAGCCGAAAGAUGUCAGUACCUCACACACAACCAAUCGCCAAAAUCCAACGACCCUGGCGUUUGGUGGAAAAAUAACCAACAUAGUGGCGAAGCCAUCAGCGACAAAAUCCAACGACCCUGGCAACCAUUCGAAUGAUUGGCAAACUGAAAAAGCUUCCGGAUCUUCCGAAAUGGGAAAUGCUCCGGAGGCAGAGAAAAUACAAGAUAUAAAGGAUCCAAUGGUUCAUCAACAUCCUAGAGAGCUAGGCCUUCAAACAGAUAAGCUGCCUAUAUUCCCUUCUGUUUUGCCAUCUUUAGAGAAUCUCACAACCGAAAACCUGGUGCAGGAAAAAUCCAACACGGGUUGGACAAACGAUUCAGAGCUCCGAAACCCAAAGACAUUGGCGAGGAGAGGGAAGUUCAUCGAGAUGACAAGUCUUCCAAAUCAGCCAAAGUGGAGCAAGUCAGCGAAAUCGUCCAAAGUUGAAACUGCUCCGGAAGGGAAAGCAAAGCAGCCGAACACAAACAAACGGAAAUCCGAAAACCCGAUGCAGGAAAAAAUAAACACAGCUUCAACAAAUGAUCUCCAGAAAUCAAACGAGCAAGAAGAAUUGUCACCUCCACUACCCCGGGGUGAAUACAAACUCGAUUUCGACAAUCUCGAUGAAUAUUCCGAUCCGUUUGGGGGAAAGGUGACUAACACGAUGACGAGGCCAUCAGUACCGAAACCCAAAGACGUUGGCGAGGAGACGAAACCUCCACGAGAUGACGAGUCAUCGAAACCGUCCAAAGUUCAAAGUGAUCCGAACGGCAAAGCAAAACAGCCGAAUACAAAGAAUCCAAAAACAAAAACAGAAAGUGCGGUCCAGGAGAAAAGCAACACAGCUUCGACAAAUGUUGCAGAGAAACCAGAGGAGCAAACAGAAUUGUCACCUCCACUACCCCGUGGUGAAUACAAACUCGAUUUUGACAAUCUUGAUGAAUACUCCGAUCCGUUUGGGGGAAAGGUGACCAACGCGAUGACGGGGCGGAAACCCAAAGACGUUGGUGAGGAGACGAAACCGCCAGAAGAUGACAAGUCAUCGAAAUCGGCCAAAGUUGAAAGUGCUCCGAAAGGGAAAGCAAAGCAACCCGAUACAAGUAGCAUGCCGGACCUGGACUUUCAAAAUAACGUGCACUGCCAAAAGCAACAAAACGUCUUUGAAAAACCACCUGCACCAAGAAUAGUGGAUUGCUUACAUCCACCCCGUAUUUUGUCAUUUUUAGAGAAUCCCAAAAGCGAAGCUCCGGUGAAGUCACAAAGUAACGCAGCUUCGACAAAUGGUGUAGAGAAAUCAGAGGAGCAAACACUAGUGUCACCUCCACUACUCCGGGGUGAAUACAAACUCGAUUUUGACAAUCUCGAUGAAUACUCCGAUCCGUUUGGGGGAAUGGUGACCAACGCGAUGACGGGGCGGAAACCCAAAGACGUUGGUGAGGAGACGAAACCGCCAGAAGAUGACAAGUCAUCGAAAUCGGCCAAAGUUGAAAUUGCUCCGAAAGGGAAAGCAAAGCAGCCGAAUUCAAAGAAUUCAAAAACCGAAACAGCGGAGAGCGCUAUGCAGGAAAAGAGCAACAAAACUUCGACAACUGGUGUAGAGAAAUCAGAGGAGCAAACAGUAAUGUCACCUCCACUACCCCGGGGUGAAUACAAAAUCGAUUUUGAUAACCUCGAUGAAUAUUCUGACCCGUUUGGGGGAAAGGUGACCAACACGAAGACAAAGCCGUCAGUACCGAAACCAAAUGAUGUUGAGGAGGGGACGGAAGUUAAAAGAGAUGACAAGUCUUCCAAAUCGACCAAGGUGGAAGGUACUCCAAAAGGGAAGGCAAAGCAACCGAAUACAACAAAACGGACGCCCGAACUGCUGGCUACCAAUACAACAGGAUCCUCUCCGAAGGAACGUUUGGAGAAUUUAAGCGAACAUAACGAAAAAUACUUAGGAUCGGGUCAGAGGCAAGUGAGCCACCAAGAUGUUGGCCUAGUUUCUGAUCGCAAAGGACGGGUAGGUGAUGGAUAUGGAGGUCGUGAACAAACGUGCCGCGUGGUUUGGGGUUUUCCCUUGGAUGUAAACUGCUUGAUUUUGAAUGAAGCAAUGGAUGAUCGUCCUUUGAAAGGCGGUGGUGCUUACAACAUUGAUUGGGAUGCAGCUAAUGAAAUGGCUGACCCGUUCGGCAAGGAAUUCCCAACAGCUCCAACCAAAGCCCCCGUGAAAGUGGAUUCGAAAGGGGACUGUCCGACGGAUUCUCCAAAUGCUGUGAUUCGAAGUCCAGCUAAGUCUGGUUUCAAACCAGCUACCCCAGUGCGCACCAGCAGUGUCCCUAAACCACCUUCCGAUCAGUCUUCUCCAAUGCAGAAUGGCACCGGACCGGAGGCCAAUUCCACUGGGAAUUCCAGUGCUCAGAAUGGUUUCUCACAUGAGGGGGAAGAUUUGACGUCCAAGCCCAGUGAGUUUACGGACACAGAGAUGAUGUCUCACCAAGUCCUCCAUCUACCUUUAUCCCAUCUGAUCAAAGGACCCCCUACCCUUAGACUACCUCUUAUUCAGAGCAGUCCAAAACAAGAGUUUGUCGUUCAUCUGUUCAUCAUCCCUGGAUUGGACACUGCAGUAUCCGGGCGAAAUAUAUCUUUUUGGCCAUAUGCCAUCAUCUUGCCAUCGGUCGUGAAUGGUGAUGGCGCUUACCAAGCGCAGAAGCUCAUGUUUUUAGAAAGUUUUUCUCCACUGGUAUUUCUGUUAUCGUCUGUUUCGUCCACCCCGAGAAGCCCACCGUCCAAAUGUUCUACUACCUUCCUGUUUCCAGCAUUAUCAGGAAACACGGCCCCCAUCAAUCCGGAUUGGCGUGAUGCAACCCACGUAUCCGAACCCUCAGAUACUUCUUAUACCCAGCCAACCCCUGGUGACCAGGCCGUUCAUCCGAACCAGGUCCUCACGAAGAUUGAUUCUUCAACCCGUCCAGCCUCUCCUGCCCAACCGCUCCUUCAUCGACCUUCUAUGGACGAUGAGUUAGACAAUUCCGCCCGGUUCGAUACCCCCGUGACAGAGAGUGAAGUGAUAGCCCUUCGGAAGGAACGUGAUGAGUUGGUAAAGACCAUAGAUGAAAUGCAACGAUGCAUUGCUGAGUACGACCGAAGCCUUCAACACAUGAUUGCCGAGAAAUCUCAAGGACAAGCACAAGUCAAUGUUUCUGUUGCUGACCUAAUCAGCGAACGGGACCAAGCGGUUGAAGAAGUGGCCACCAUUGAGAAAGCAUUUGGUGACCUGCAUCGACGGUUUGAGAAGUCCAAGCAAGUCAUCGAGGGAUUUAAGCAGAAUGAAGAAGCCCUCAAACGGAGCAUAGAAGAGUACAAAAACCUGUUACAGCGACAGGAAACCAAAUACUUGGCACUCAAGAAGCAUGCUGAGGAGAAGUUACUCAAAGUCACACAAGAUACUGAGGCGGCUAAACAGGAGGCCGAGUCGAAUGCGACGCGUUUGCAAGCCUCUCUUCGAAUGAUGGAAGUCCAAGUUAAGGGAUUAGAGGCCCAACUGGAGCAAAAGAAACGCGAAAACGCAGAGCUCACCAAAAUUUGCGAGGAACUUCUCAGCAAGUAUAGCACCGGGGCACCUUGAACAAGUUGCUUUCCAGUCUUUCUAACCCCACUCCCAAUAAACUGGAGCUUGUUGGCUUUCAGAGCACUAUUCGGCCCAUCUCAUCUCCUCUUUCACACAUCCAGACACAUUCGAGCGAUUCUUCUAUCAUCCUCAUUAAGUCGUCCGGCUAACUCGUUGCUCUUCUGUUCCCCUCCUCGCAUAAAUAUGCACCCGUGCCGUGCUUAUCGUGCCUGUACAGACUAUAUUGUGCCUCAUGGUUUGCGCGUGUGUGUUAACUUAUCCCCUUCUAUGAUUUUAUUUUGUUUCCGUUAUUGCACCAUCUCUCCCACCGGUUCAACAUUGAUCUGAGUCCCGUUUGCAUGCUGAACAAAGAAGUCCCUGCUAGCUACCGCGCAACUGGAAUAUCAUUCUUCAUAACUGUAUUCGUGCCGUAAAUCUCUACUCUGUUUGAGGCGGAUUCCGAC
Molecule: messenger RNA, 6185 nt
Organism: Opisthorchis viverrini
Lineage: Eukaryota; Metazoa; Platyhelminthes; Trematoda; Opisthorchiida; Opisthorchiidae
Exons: 36
Coding region: 70-5739 (1889 amino acids)
Biological process (GO): cell population proliferation; mitotic spindle organization
Cellular component (GO): cytoplasm
Source: RefSeq, a predicted model, not a curated record